Molecule: messenger RNA, 3120 nt
Organism: Carassius gibelio (silver crucian carp)
Lineage: Eukaryota; Metazoa; Chordata; Actinopteri; Cypriniformes; Cyprinidae
Gene: cd58
Product: CD58 molecule
Exons: 9
Coding region: 234-2372 (712 amino acids)
Source: RefSeq, a predicted model, not a curated record
UUCACCUUCUGGCUCCGCCCACUUCAAAGGUCGCUCGAGACCUUUCGUCGGGGAUUUUUACUUUCUUUUUUCACUACUUCAGAACACUGUGGCAACUUUUAAAUGUUUAAUUGGCCUGUUUUUUAUCGUCCUAUUUAGCCUCGACUGUCGAGAUUAAUGUGGCAAAUGUGUUUUAACUUUCAAAUCGCCAUUAAGUAGCUCUUCCCGCACAGAAGAAACACUAUCGAGUGAAGAUGGCAGAUGUUAUGUUUUUGGUUUAUUUUACAUGUUUCUGUUUGUAUCAAGAUUUAGUUUUCUGUGAUGAAUAUGGCGAAAGUGGAAACAAAAUCACACUAAAUCCAGUCAUCCGUGGAAAACCUGAAGAAAUACUGUGGACACAUAAUGGAAACAAGGUUCUGGAGUAUGACGGGAAGCAGAUGGACACAUAUGGCUCAUUUAAAGACCGUGUAGAACUUGAUUUUGAAACAGGACAGCUCACAAUAAUAAAACUUAACAACCAAGACAGUGGCACAUAUGAGUCUGAAAUUGUGAUCAGUAAGAAGGUUCAUACCUCCAGUCAUAUUUUGACAGUUUUGGAUGCUCUGCCAGAGCCACGGGUGACUUGUGAAGUGAACAAGACUUCAAAUGUGAAAAAACUGUCCUGUUCAGUGGAAUCCCAGACUCAGCCGAGCUAUGAAUGGAGUGGAUCUGAUGUAAAACAGCCAGGGCCAACACUUGUUGUUAAUGAACAGGAGGAAAACCUUAACUCAGUCUAUACCUGCACUGUGAAGAAUAAAGCUGGAAGCAGGACCACAGACUUUAAUCUGCAAGACUGUGCCACAGGCAGAGCAAACCCUGCUGUGCUUGUUCCAGUCUUAAUAGUCCUAUUGCUUCUCAUUAUUCUGCUUGCUGCACUGGUAUUUUACUUCUACAGACGUAAGUUAAGGAAGUCUGGACUAGAUACAGAGGAUCCUGAAAAGGGUGAAAGUGAAAGCAUUUGCCUGUUAGGAGAUAAAUCAAUGGAGGCUAUGCCAGAAACCCAAGACACUGAAGAUGCAGAUGAAAAUGAGGAAGACCGGGCACCUGAAGAGAAAAAAGAGAAGGAAGAGGAAAACAAACAAACAGACAAUCUGAAAACAGCUGAAGGAGAACUAGAAAAAAAUAGAAAAAACUGUGAAAAUGCAGAUGAAGAAAAUGCUAACAGCAAAGCUGAUAAAACCGACACAGAAAUAGAGAUCCAGAAAUCCUUACAAACCCAAGAAGAAAUGGAGAAAAGUCAGAUACUGAAAAAUAAGAGUGAAGAUGAAGAGAAGAAACCUGAGGAGCGGACUGAGACACCGGGAGAGCAGACCACUGAAGAAUCGGAUAACAAUGAGAGUGAAGAUCGAGAGAAUCAACCUAAAGAGCGGACUGAGACACCGGGAGAGCAGACCACUGAAGAAUCGGAUAACAAUGAGAGUGAAGAUCGAGAGAAUCAACCUAAAGAGCGGACUGAGACACCGGGAGAGCAGACCACUGAAGAAUCGGAUAACAAUGAGCGUGGAAAUCCAGAGAAUCAACCUAAGGAGCGGACUGAGACACCGGGAGAGCAGACCACUGAAGAAUCAGAUAACAAUGAGAGUGAAGAUCGAGAGAAUCAACCUAAGGAGCGGACUGAGACACCGGGAGAGCAGACCACUGAAGAAUCGGAUAACAAUGAGAGUGGAAAUCGAGAGAAUCAACCUAAGGAGCGGACUGAGACACCGGGAGAGCAGACCACUGAAGAAUCGGAUAACAAUGAGAGUGGAAAUCGAGAGAAUCAACCUAAAGAGCGGACUGAGACACCGGGAGAGCAGACCACUGAAGAAUCGGAUAACAAUGAGAGUGGAAAUCGAGAGAAUCAACCUAAGGAGCGGACUGAGACACCGGGAGAGCAGACCACUGAAGAAUCGAAUAACAAUGAGAGUGGAAAUCGAGAGAAUCAACCUAAGGAGCGGACUGAGACACCGGGAGAGCAGACCACUGAAGAAUCGGAUAACAAUGAGAGUGAAGAUCGAGAGAAUCAACCUAAGGAGCGGACUGAGACACCGGGAGAGCAGACCACUGAAGAAUCGGAUAACAAUGAGAGUGGAAAUCCAGAGAAUCAACCUAAGGAGCGGACUGAGACACCGGGAGAGCAGACCACUGAAGAAUCGAAUAACAAUGAGAGUGAAGAUCGAGAGAAUCAACCUAAAGAGCGGACUGAGACACCGGGAGAGCAGACCACUGAAGAAUCGGAUAACAAUGAGAAAGACGGGGCACCUAAAGUGAAAAAAGAGAAGGAAGAGGAAAACAAAUUAAUAGACAACAUGAACAAAGAUUCACCGUCUAACCUGGACACCAGUGAUCUCUCUUCAAACCUGAAUAUGGAAUGAGCGAGAACAAGGCAGGAAAGAAAAAAAAGGAUGUUCCAGAAAUUAAAGAGACAAAAAAAAAUAACUUUCUAGACAACACAAACAAUUGCAUAUAUGUGGCCAGAGGACAAGAAAGCAGAAACCGAGACCAACAGCUUCCCAAAACAUGCAAUGAAGGAAGAUCAUAGUUCAGAAAUUAGAGAACAGUUUUUAAACAAAUAGUUUUGUACAGAUUGUGAUGAUAAAGUUUAUAGUAAGGAAAGCAAAAUGGGCAGUUUUAUCAGCUGUGAAAGAGGAAGAGAAAAUCUGUCAACUAGAGCCAUGUGAAGGUAGUAAAGUCAGAUAAGACACUCGAGGGUGGAAAAGAUGAAGUUUGAGCUUGAACAAGGUGUGGAGAAGUAAUACUCAAAUACUUUAGCAUAAAGUUUGUCAGUUUGUCAGUUUUAAUGUAGAACAAUUAAUUUAGUACAGUUAAUUUUAUAUAAAUGAUUCUACUACAUUAAGAAAAAAAAUGUUUAUGUAAAUAUGCGCAAGUAGAAUAUUAUUAUACCCUUGUAUAUUUCCAUGAAAUUUCUUUAAAGCUGUCUGUCUGUAUCUGUAUACAAACCAGCUAUCAGAAAUAGGGUAGAUUGAACACUAAACACAUCAUUUGUGAAUGGCCACUAGAAGUCUACUUCAGACUGAUGGACAAACUCUAUUGGACGAUGGAUUGGUGUGGACUGUUGGCCAGUAGAAGAAUUCAGCGGACAUAAACAUUAUAUUGACAGUC